Molecule: messenger RNA, 246 nt
Organism: Geodia barretti
Lineage: Eukaryota; Metazoa; Porifera; Demospongiae; Tetractinellida; Geodiidae
Source: the annotation of a GenBank genome assembly
UAUAUGCAGACUCAACAGUAAGUCAUUGUCUAUUGUACAAAUAGUACUAAUUAUACUCACGCUCUAUAAUAUUCCACAAACUCUAUGAUAAACUCACUCUGUGGUAAGUGAAUGGACAUCACGUUGGCUGGAUGUGUUCCUCCUCCUCUCUUGUCUCUCCUCCUCCUCCUCUUCUUCAUCUUCUUCCUCAUCGUCGACCUGCGUGGUUCCACCAUUGUCUUCUUUGUCGCUACUGGCAGUCAAAUC